AUCACUCCUUUCCACCACCUCUUACACUCUCCCAAUGGCUCCAGCCGCCCUCGUAGAUCAACCGACCGAGCUGCCACGCUUCCGCUACGACAAUCCCUCCAAAGCCGUCUUUCCGGACGGCAUCAAGACUUCGGGUCAGCUGGUCCCCCAAUAUGACCAGCUCAAGCCGUACCAUGAUUUCCCCCAGGAGAUUGUAGGUGAGACGGUAUGGAAGCCGGAAGACUACCAGAACCAUCCCGAGAGAUGGGUGCAUCGCUUCAGUGACGACGAAAUUGUCGAGAUUAGCAAAGCAGCGGAUGAUUUCAUCUCGUCUGGCACGCCCAUGACAGGCAUUACCAAGGCCAAGUUCCCCCUCCCAAACAUGGCAAACUUCCUCGAGCCCAUGCGCAAGGAGAUCCUCAACGGCAAAGGCUUCAUUCUCUUCAAAGGCUUCCCUGUGCAGGAAUGGGGAAACCACAAGAGUGCAGUGGCGUAUAUGGGCCUCGGUACCUACCUGGGCUAUUUCGUCUCCCAGAAUGGUCUCGGUCACGUACUGGGACACGUCAAGGACACCGGUGCCGACCCCACCCAGAUCGACAAAGUUCGCAUUUACCGCACGACCGCUCGACAGUUCUUCCACAGCGACGACUGCGACAUUGUGGGACUGCUCUGCAUCGCCAAGUCCCUCGAAGGUGGCGAGUCCGACAUUGCAUCCGUCCAUCACGUCUACAACAUCCUCCAAAAAGAACGUCCUGACGUGAUCAAAACUCUCACUACCCCCAAUUGGUACUUUGAUCGGAAAGGCGAAGUCUCCGCCGGCCAGGAACCCUACACCAAGCAACCCGUCCUCUACCGAGAGUCCGGCCCCAACGGCCGCGUCUACUGUAAAUGGGACCCCUACUACGUCAAAUCCCUCUCUCGUUUCUCGGACCCAGGCCUCAUACCCGCUCUAUCCCCCGAACAAGUCGAAGCGGCGCAAGUCCUCGAGGAUACGUGCAUGAGACAUGCGUUGCACAUGAUUCUCGACAUUGGAGAUAUUCAAUUCUUGAGUAAUGCCCAUGUCCUGCACUCGCGGACAGCGUACAAGGACUUUCCCGCCCCGCACCCUCGGAGACAUUUGAUGCGAUUGUGGCUUGCGACGCCCGAAGGUGAGGGCGGUUGGCAGUUGCCCUUUGAGGAUUCGAAGCAUCAGAAGAGAGGCGGUGUGCAGGUGGACGAUACCCCGCCGAGGGCGCCGAUUGAUGCUGAGUAGAGGACAUGGUGAGGGACUGGUAUUACAUUCUGUACUCGUACAUACCACACCGAGGAAACUUGAAGCUGGCUUCCCUGAGAAGCACUGAAGCAGCACUAGCACUUCAUAUUCACCCCUCUCCUCUUUUCCGCCUCUCGUAUUUCAAACAUGACCUGAGCGCCCACAAACAGUGUAGCCAUGGCGCCAAUCAAAAAGACUCUCCCACCCCAGCUACCUAUAAUCCCAUCAACGAGCCCUUUCAACCCAUCCAGUCCCACUGCAAACCCAACCAGAUUUGCCGCCAUCAUCAUCAAGAUGUUCCCCACCGCGCCCACUCCACAGAGCCAACGGUACGUAUUGGGCCGAUCCUUGAAUUUCCGAGCUGGGAAAGCAAGAGUCGCCAAGACCUCUGGCAGAACGAACAAUGUAAUUAACCAACCCCACAUGAGAAGGCGCAAAUUAAUAUCGUGCCAUAGAGCGACGAAAGUGAACACGGCGAGAAAGUUCGCGAUGCCCCGAACUUUUCCCUUUCCGGAUCCUCCGAGAGGUAUGUAGAUGUAUCGCACGACGAAGCGAUUAAAACUGCGAUGCCAACCUCUCCAGAAUGCUAGUGCAGAAUAGUUGUCGGACAUGCAACGCACCAUGUUUUCUGGAGGAUCGAUUCCGUCGAUGAGAGACCACAGCCGGAAGAAUCUCCAAGGUAGGAGCAGUUUGAGCCAGAUCACGUGGAGGUUGAAGUAGCCUAACAUGCUGAGCUGGAACGGAGAGUAUAUAUUCCAAUCGGGAUCGCUCUUGGAUAUGGCGACUGCGUAGAGGUAGUGAAGAACGAGUUCCAUGCAUAAUAAGCAGAGCAUGAAACGGAUCGCAUAGGGGAUGAUUCGCGAUCGAGAGGUUGUAGCCAUGGGGUAGCGUGAUUGGGAAAUGUAGUCGUUGAAGUUGAUGAUUGGGCCGGCGAGGUAGAGAGGUGAGUAGAGGAUGUAGGCCAGAUAGUUGCGGAAUGUGAAGUCAGAAGGCUUGGCCCCCAAGGAUGUGCGAUCUCGUUCGGACAGAUUGGCGGGAUCGAGGCCCUUCUUCUCAACAGGACUGCUUGCUCUUCGAUCUAGCAUCCAUAGGUGGUCGAAGUUGAACGCGAUCAGUCGAAGGACGGUAAUGUUAAAGAGGAUCUCCCAGCGUGGGAUCAACCCUCCAUAGCUGUCGAGUUGCGUUCCCCAGGUUUCCUUGGACGAUUGGUCCGCACCUGUAAUGGUUGGAGGCAGCGUCACAGCGGCGAUGUCGGCAAACUUGUAGCCUUGGCAGAGCUCGUUGGCGAACAGUAUGCCGACAUUGAAGACCCAUGUUGUUGCAGCCACAUACUGUCUCGGCAGCGCAGUGGCGAUCUGGUAAUUAAGAGAGAGAAUGGUAAAGACCUUGAUCGCCGACACGCCAUGUAAUGCGAUGAUGAAGAUGGCAGCAAAGAAGAAGUCAAAGGUGACACGAUGGUGCAAGUGUAGGUCAGCUUUGAUCGCAGCAUUCCCAGCAUUAGCGACGGCUCUCCCACUCGCUCUGAGAGCCUCAUAAGCUCUUCUCAGCAGCGGAUGGAGGAUCAAAACGAGGGCCAUAUAUGGAAUGUUCUCGCGGAAGCCAGCAUACUGGGCAUCGGAAUUGUCCACUUUCCGUCCGGGAAUCCAGCCUGGCUCGAGGAGUGGUUCCAGUUUCGCGUAGCCCGGAUGACUUGGUUGUGAUACAUCAUAUACGCUCUUGAACAUCCACACGGGAAUGGUCAGAAAGGCGACAUAGUAGAUGUAGUACUCGGCCGUGUUCCUGGCGAUUUAGAGGCCUGUGCAGUGGGCAGUGCUUGGCCAGAGCCCGCAAAGCGCGUGUCGAGCGUCUCGACUUUGUACAGAUCGCGCAGUCUCAUAC
This is a messenger RNA of Sphaerulina musiva SO2202, 3109 nucleotides long. RefSeq names its product taurine catabolism dioxygenase TauD. Bases 35 to 1231 code for a protein of 398 amino acids. The record is from RefSeq and is a predicted model, not a curated record. The transcript is spliced from 5 exons. Gene Ontology annotation, molecular function: oxidoreductase activity. Lineage: Eukaryota; Fungi; Ascomycota; Dothideomycetes; Mycosphaerellales; Mycosphaerellaceae.